Messenger RNA from Lolium perenne, 459 nucleotides. RefSeq lists its product as uncharacterized. NCBI's taxonomy places the organism in Eukaryota, Viridiplantae, Streptophyta, Magnoliopsida, Poales, Poaceae. The record is from RefSeq and is a predicted model, not a curated record.
AUGUCCUGCUUUCGGCUGCCAAAAGGUUUGUGUGAGCAUUUGAAUAGUCUGCUGCGCAACUUCUGGUGGGGUAGUAAGGAGGGAAAGAGGAAGACAUGCUGGGUUGCAUGGGAUGAUAUGACAAUGCCCAAGUAUAUGGGGGGUCUGGGUUUCCGCGACUUUGAACUCUUCAACUUGGCAUUAUUAGCGCGACAGGCGUGGAGAAUUCUGCAGCAACCGACGGCGCUGAGUGCUCGGAUACUCAAGGCUGUCUAUUUCCCUAACAGUGACUUCCUGGAUGCACAGCUUGGCGAUUCCCCAUCCCGCAUCUGGCGAGCUAUCCAGGAUGGGAAAGAUGUCCUCAAGCAAGGACUGAUAAGGAGAAUCGGUAAUGGUGAAGAUACAAUGAUUUGGAACACCAACUGGAUUCCACGAAACGGUUUGCAGAGGAGGAACCGCCGCAGUUGGUUUCCGAGUUAA